AUGGCCGGUUUGCAGGCUUCGGUUUCAAUCAACGGCAACUUAUUGUCGCUGUCUAAACCUUCAUCCGCUGAUGCUCGCUUCACCAAGUACCUCUAUAUUCGUGGUACUGGUCCGCUCUCACCUACUCAGAAGCAACAGCUUGCCGAUAUUGGAGUGACUCUCUUUGAGUACCUGGGAAAGGACACGUACCUAUGCCGCUAUGACCCUGCCGACCUCGCACCGGUCCUCAACCUCGACUUCAUCGCAACCGCAAAUGUAUAUCCUCGGCGGGUCAAAUUGACUCAGUUCCUGAGCGAUGCCAUCCGAGCCGACCAAGCUGACACCUCUACCCCGGCGAAGAAGUUCGACGUUGCUAUUAUCUUGCACAAAGGUGAAGCGCAAGAUGUUGACACAGUCAUUUCGGAGCUGUCUGCGAAGGCUGGCCUCGGCCGGGAUGCCAUCACGGUCGACCAUAACCAUAUCCACGUUUGCGCCGAUGGUGAGACAUUGGCUAAGAUUGCCGACAUGGACGCGGUCCGCUCAGUCCAGGAGAUCGUUCCUCGGACUUUUUUUAACAACGUCGCCCGCCAGGAUAUGUUCGUGCCGGAUUAUUCGGCUGUCUCGUCUGAGGUCGCCGCUGACGGCUUCACUGGUGCUGGACAGGCAGUCACCGUAGCUGACACCGGCUUCGACCUUGGAUCCAUGACCAACGUACACCCUGCAUUUGUUGGACCUAACAAGGAGAGUCGGGUGAUCGACCUAAUCGCAGUCGGGCGUCCGAAAUUGACGAAUGACCCAAGGAGCCAUGGUACGCAUGUAUGCGGCUCUGUUCUCGGAGACGGGUAUUCUGAGAAAUGGGGCAAGAUCCAGGGCACUGCUCCGAAGGCUGAGCUUGUGAUGCAGUCUCUGUUAACCCAGCAGGGUGGUCUCAACACGGGAGCAAAUCUCUGGGAUACUCUCUUUGAUCCGCCUUAUAAGAAGCACACGAAUGCUCGUGUCCACACCAACUCGUGGGGUGCAGACUGGAAGUAUGCGAAGCGGCAGCUUGCUUACAACUCCUCUUCUGAGGACAUUGACCGAUUCGUUUGGCAUCGCCCUGAUCAGAUCAUUUGCUUCGCCGCAGGAAACGAUGGCAAGCAAUAUACUGCCACUGGGGCACACAUUGGCGCCGAGGGAGCCGCCAAAAACUGCAUCACCGUUGGAGCUACGCAGUCUUCGCGAGGCGCGGAAGGCUACAGCUUCAACCCAUCUGCAGCUGCGUCCGGAGACCGCGGUGCCAUCGCCGCCUUCAGUUCCCGGGGACCGAGCUUAGAGGGCCGCAUAAAGCCCGAUGUUGUUGCGCCGGGCUUUCCUGUGUUCAGCGCCGCAACUCGUGACCCAAGCGUCACACCAGCUGAAAAGUCCAAGUUUGGCCCGUACGAUCAAACCGAUCCGUUAUGGAUGUUCAGCUCUGGCACCAGUAUGGCAACACCGCUCGUUGCCGGAACAUGCGCUGUCUUGCGGGGUGCGCUGGCGUCCAAGGCGAAUUUGAACAAGCCAUCAGCUGCGCUCGUCAAAGCUCUCCUAAUCAAUGGCGCGAUAGACCUGGGACGUCCCCAGGCAGAGCAAGGAUUUGGCAGAGUAAACUUGGCCCAGACCCUUCUGCCUAUUACGCAUGAACUCGGCGCCUCAAGAAUGGUGUGCGGGUUUGCGGACGUUGGCAUGGCGACUGGGGAGAAGCUGGAGGAAUGGGGGGAGUGGAAACAGGUCGUAAAUACUUGUUCGCUUCAGCGGGUGUCGAAGGUCAAGGUCACUCUCGCAUACUCGGAUCGCCACGGCAUGGAGAUACAAAACAAGUUGUCGUUGAAGGUCAAGAUAGGGAACGAGGAGAGGCGAUUCGUGAGCGCCGUGGAGAACAACGUGGAACAAAUCGAGUGGGACCUGGACAACAAAGUUUUCGAUACGGUGACCAUCAUUGUACGCGCCGACAGAAUCGCGCGACUUGGUGACUCGCAGGCCUUUGCCGUUGUCUGGAGGGUCGUCUAUUAA
Messenger RNA from Sordaria macrospora k-hell, 2007 nucleotides. RefSeq lists its product as uncharacterized. Gene Ontology annotation, molecular function: serine-type endopeptidase activity. The record is from RefSeq and is a predicted model, not a curated record. Gene Ontology annotation, biological process: proteolysis. NCBI's taxonomy places the organism in Eukaryota, Fungi, Ascomycota, Sordariomycetes, Sordariales, Sordariaceae.